ACUUUUAGAUGAAGUGUAAAGUAGAAGUGGUUUAUUUGUUUAACCACAUGUUGUAAAAUAUGGAAAUUCGUUAAGAGAAAGAUAUGAAAGAUGAGAUUCAUAAUGGACGUACUGCUUUCGUUUCUUAUCGUGUAUUUGAUCAGCAAUCAAGUGGAGGCCAGUCUUAAUCAGAAAGUUUAUGCCUUUGACCAGAGGAAGUACUGUCCAGAAAAUGGCGCCCACACACAGUCCUUGACCUUAACUGACGAGGUCAUCCUCCUAGCCAAAUCUAGAUCAGACUCCUUCUUUGUUGACAAAUUUAAAAGCAUUUUUAAUAAAAGGGUGACAGACUGUGAAAUGAAAUUUAUGACUUCCUCUUUGGAUUCCAACACGAAACAAGCCCUGCAGAUUGAGUUUGAGAGUUUUAACAUUGCCAAGGGUGCAUGUGAUGUCUCACUCCAGCUUCAUCAAAGUUCCACACAGUUUUUUACUAAAGAUGUAAAAGAAAUGGCAAUCUUGACCUGUGGGAGUCCCAAACCUCCGACUUUAUUUACCGAGGAAGGAUACGUAGUCCGCUUCCAAUUCAGGAGACCCGACAAUGACGAGGAUUAUUACAAUUUUAGGAUCAGCAUUAAGCGUUCAGAUGGUGCUGUGAAGGAGAAGGGCAUAUCUGUCGGGGUAAAAAUUGGAGUUACCGUCAUAUCUGUUGCGGCGGCCAUUACAAUUUUGCUUCUGGUGUACAAGUUUGUUAAACUUCGAUGUGAGACCAAAGACAUUGAAAACAUGGCAGCAAACUCACGUAAUGGAAGUCAGCAUGGGAGUGAUUCAGAUGAGAUGGAACACUUACGAGACCACGACGACAAUAAUUUUGUUAUGACUGACUUUCCGUAUGCUAACAUGCCUAUAGUCAUCCUGAAUGGGGAUGAAGCUCCCCCAGAUUACAAAGACGUAGCCCCGCCAGCUUACGAGGAAGCACUACAGAUGCCUAAAGCAACUGAAGAGGCAACAUACAGCAACAUGGGCACUAUAAGCAAUCAAAGUGAGGUAAAUCUUAGCAGGAACCAAGCAACCAGUCAAAACAGUCUCUCAGGCAACAUGGAGUCCACAACAAAUCAAUCAAACAGCAACAUGGAGUCCACAACAAAUCAAUCAAACAGCAACAUGGAGGAGGAUUCAAGUCCACCAGAUCUGGUCAGCAACACAGAGCAACCAACAAGUCAAACAAAUAUAGCAUCUAACUUGCAACCAAAAGCAAAUCAUUCCUCAUAGCAAGUCAUUGUUAGACUAAUGUCAGGCAUUCAUCCGAUGAAUCUAGUCGGUGUACUUUGACCAAUGUGUGAUUGUAGCACCAUGCAGAUAUAAUAUUACUCAUAAUAUUUCUUAUGCAAAAAAAUUCUUUUUCCGAAGUAUUUCAUAGUGUUUUAUUGUGAUAAUAAUUAGGAUGUAGUAUUCGUUGAAGGAGUACACAAUAUGCAUGACUGUAUAGUCCACAGACUCCCUCAUUUCUGGAAAAAAAGUAUUAGUGUCUAUAAUGAACAUGUACUCUACUGAAUUUCUCUAAUUUAUUCUCUUGUUCCAGCACUUAAUGGGUAGACUUGCUGGUGGCAGCAUUCUUUUCCAUUCAAGAAUACUAAAAAUAAAUAUUAUAUACAUGUAACUGCUCAUUUUAAAGGACAAGAAUUAUUUCAGAAAUAAUAAAAACAUCAUUUCUUUACCUCCAUGCAUUACCAUACUAUUGUAUACAGGAAUAUUUUCGCCCAGAUUUAUUUUUGGCCUUUUACACUAACAAACAAUUUUGCACCCAUUUCAAAUUCACCUAGACCCAGUUGUUUUAAAGAGUAAAUGCUGUCUUUCAUGAAUUCACCCCAUUUCAAAUUUGCCCACUUGUGACAAGGGCGAUAAAG
Molecule: messenger RNA, 1883 nt
Organism: Saccostrea echinata
Lineage: Eukaryota; Metazoa; Mollusca; Bivalvia; Ostreida; Ostreidae
Exons: 6
Coding region: 91-1248 (385 amino acids)
Source: RefSeq, a predicted model, not a curated record